Oncorhynchus nerka (sockeye salmon) is the source of this 1430-nucleotide messenger RNA. Its product is annotated as sarcospan-like. The coding region runs from base 227 to 502 and encodes 91 amino acids. The transcript is spliced from 2 exons. NCBI's taxonomy places the organism in Eukaryota, Metazoa, Chordata, Actinopteri, Salmoniformes, Salmonidae. The record is from RefSeq and is a predicted model, not a curated record. Gene Ontology annotation, cellular component: sarcolemma; dystrophin-associated glycoprotein complex.
UAUUAGCCGCUGUGCGAGGAGAUAAUUGUUAGCAGACAAACCUAUUUGGAUAUGGCUAGAGAGUGGGCAUACCUUGUUUACUAAGGCUGUGUUUACACAGCCACCCUAUAAAUCCAAAUCAGAUGUUGUUCUCCAUAUCCCAAUUUCUUUUCGGUCUACACUUUUACAUGUGACCCACAUCAAAUUUGCGCAUUCACACGGAUGUAGCAUCUGAAGUAGCACACGGAUGGAAUGCUCAUUUUUAGUCACGGUUCCUGUAAAUAUUGGGGUGGUUGUCAUGGAAACGCUGCUGUACUUUAUCCUGUGCGCCAUGGGCCUGGUCCUCUCAUCCCUGGUCAUGGCCUUCUUUGGCCACCACUAUGCCCAGACCAACGGCUUCAGCUGCCUGGAGGUGGGCGACGACUGCGUGUGCACCCUGAACCCCCACGACCCUAUUCCCAGGACCUUCCCCUACGCUGAGGUCAGCAACUGCGGAGAGGUCACUGGCACCCUGAAGCUGUAGUAUGUGCCUUGGGGGCCUUCGUCAUGUGGAAGCACCACCAUCAAGUGUUCUUCGUGGAGCUGCAGAUGGGCUCGCCCUCCUUCCAGCACUGGUAGAAGGUCUGAUGGGAGUUGUAGGAAGAAGAGGCCCAUGAUGAUGUCAUGAUGAAGAGUUAGCCCAUGAUGAUGCCACUAUUGAGGGUAUUGAGAUAUCAGCCAAUCAGAAUCUUCACUCAUUCUUCUCGAAUGGACAGAUGUAUUACACAAAACCUUUUGGUGUGUGCAUAAGUGUGUGUUUAGGUUGUUCUCAAUCAUAUUAACAUGUUGGGGUCGUUGACGUUUUCUAUAAUGGCUUUUUAACGACUUUUAUAUACUGUGUGGAUAACUUUGUACUCGUAGUUGCCAAUGCUACAUGAGAUAUUUCUAAUAGAUGAAAAGACACCAAAGGAGUACUUGGAUGGACAGCUGGACCGUGUCAUCCGAAGAUGAAAAUGAUGUUUACAUGGCUCAUUGGCUAAUUCAGCAGGAGAGUGUCUCACUCCCUUCAAUAGUGAAGACAGUAUGCAAAAUUAGUUGUCUCAAGUUGAGAGAUUUGCCUUAUGUAAAAAUCAACUUUUGUGAUUCAUAAAUCACACGACACAACCGGAGACAAGAGCAGAAUGAGAAAGAGAAACAUGAUGCAUUAGCGUUAACUAGUGGUGGGUUGUAAUAUGGUAUUUACUGUACAAUGCAGAUACUAUGGUCAACUCUUUGUACAUACUACAUGAAGAGAAGGGUUUGAAAACUGAGAAAUCUGUUUCAUCUUCAAUAGAUACCUUUUUACUGGGGAUAAGUGGUGAUCUUUUAAGUAAUGUACAUGUACAUUAAGGAAAAAACGACUGCCAAUGUCCAUUUUCUAUGCUUUUUAGCUUAUAUUCAUAUUGAAUAAAUACUUUGAAUAAAUGGUGUUG